Molecule: messenger RNA, 5074 nt
Organism: Diorhabda carinulata
Lineage: Eukaryota; Metazoa; Arthropoda; Insecta; Coleoptera; Chrysomelidae
Gene: RpI1
Product: DNA-directed RNA polymerase I subunit RPA1
Exons: 26
Coding region: 124-5034 (1636 amino acids)
Biological process (GO): DNA-templated transcription
Cellular component (GO): RNA polymerase I complex
Molecular function (GO): DNA binding; DNA-directed RNA polymerase activity
Source: RefSeq, a predicted model, not a curated record
GUUCCAGCAACCGUAAAUAAGAAGAACACAUGUUUUUAUGAGGUUAAGGAAUGGUGUUAAAUAGUUAGGAUAUUUUUGUUCGUUUUAAAUCUUGUAUAAUAGUAUAAAAAUUUAAACGAUAAAAUGAAGAUCCAUUUAACACCUGACAAACUCAGUUUUUCGCUAUUUAGCGCUGAACAAAUUCGACAAAUGAGUGUUACUAAAAUAAUCACCCCUCUUAUGUUAGACGCUUUAGGUCACCCUAUACCAGGAGGUUUAUACGAUAUAAAAUUAGGUCCGUAUUCUGAUCAGGGCGAACUAUGCGGAACUUGUAAUAAAACGUUUACGAAUUGCCCGGGACAUUUCGGUUACAUCGAGCUCCCUUUACCAACAGUUAAUCCUCUAUUUCAUAAAAUUAUAGGGACUAUUUUAAAAAUAUCGUGUUUAUCUUGCUACCACAUACAAAUACCAACUCAUAUUAAAAAAGUUUUGUGUAUUCAAAUUAAACUUCUUAAUUGUGGUUUGAUAACGGAAGCUAUGUUAGUAGAAUCGACGAUAUCUCAAUUGAUGUUAAAAUAUUUAAAAUUUGAAAAUAUUCCAGUUGAUAGUAUAGGAACUAUAUUAGAAUAUGAACAAAUGGCAGAUGAAUUAUUAAGAAAAUCUGGGGGGAAAUACGUGAUAAGUCAAAACACAGAAACUUUAAGAAAUUAUUUUAUUAAUCAGAUGUUGAAGGAGGUUAAGGCAAAGGGUGUUUGUAUGUUUUGUAAAUCUAUUAUUGAAAAAAUACAAACUUUGAAGAACAAAAUCAUAUUAGUCAAGAGAAAAACAAACUUGAACACAUCGAACGCAUCCAAUACGGUAAUGUCUCAAAAAAUUACCGGAUUGGAAUCGAAAUAUGUCACCCCGGAAGAAUCUAGGCAAUACAUGAGAAAAAUUUGGAUAGCAGAAAAGGAUUUUUUGAAACAUUUAAUGUCGGUAUUAGAUGAUAUCGAUAUAGAACAUCCUACGGAUGUAUUUUAUUUUGAUGUUAUACCAGUACCACCUCCAAACGUUAGACCGGUAAAUUUCGCCAACGGUAGGGUAUUGGAAAAUAAACAAUCCCUAGGAUAUAAAAAUAUUAUACAAAACGUGAUAUUAUUGAAAACUAUCAUUCAAGUUAUUCAGAAAAACGAUGAUUUGGGGAGUUUAGUAUCAGCAGAAGCUAAGGCUGCUUAUAGUUUCGCUAGAGGUAAUACCGCUGUGGAAAAAUUGAAUUAUUGUUGGGAAGAACUUCAAAACGAUGUAAACGGAUUGUUGGACAAAGAUAGUAAUCGUACUAGGGAGGGAGAGGGUAUAAAACAGAUAAUCGAGAAGAAAGAGGGUAUAAUACGUAUGUGCAUGAUGGGUAAACGUGUAAAUUUUUCAGCUAGGUCCGUCAUAACCCCAGAUCCAAAUUUGAAUAUCGAUGAGAUUGGGGUACCUGAAGAGUUUGCUAAAAAAUUAACUUAUCCUGUAGCCGUAACCCCUUGGAACGUUGAGGAAUUGAGGAAGAUGGUUUUGAACGGACCCAACGUUCAUCCUGGGGCCAUCAUGGUCGAGUACAAUGGUACCGUAAAAAGAAUCAAUCCGAAAAGUGUGCAACAACAAAAAAGUUUACUUAAAUGUCUGUUAACGCCUGAUGAUAAGGAUAACGUCCAACAGGGGGUUAGAAUUGUACACAGACAUCUCUGUAACGGCGAUAUACUCCUAUUAAACCGUCAACCCACCCUACAUAAACCGAGUAUAAUGGCUCACACGGCUCGAAUAUUGAAAAACGAGAAAACUUUGAGGUUACAUUACGCCAAUUGUAAAGCCUACAACGCCGAUUUCGACGGGGACGAAAUGAACGCCCAUUUCCCCCAAAACGAACUAGCCAGAAGCGAAGGCUACAACAUAGUGAACGUUUCGAAUCAAUUCCUCGUACCGAAAGACGGUACCCCUUUGAGCGGUUUGAUUCAAGAUCACAUGAUCGCGGGGGUACGGCUUUCGUUGAGGGGGAGGUUUUUCGAUAAACACGAUUACCAACAACUGGUUUACCAAGGUUUGUCCUUCAAAACCGGUAAUAUUCGAUUAUUGCCGCCGACGGUAAUCAAACCUCGAAUGUUGUGGUCCGGUAAACAGAUUUUGUCCACCGUUAUCAUCAAUAUUAUACCAGAAGGAAGGGAAUUGAUCAGUUUGACUUCUACGGCUAAGAUACCGUCGAAAGCUUGGCAAACUCAACCCUCGAGACUAUGGAAAGCGGGCGGUACUCCAUUCACCGACGACAAAACAAUGAGCGAAGCCGAAGUUAUAAUACGAAACGGUGAAUUACUGGUCGGAAUUUUAGAUAAAACCCAUUACGGCGCCACCCCUUACGGUCUAGCCCACUGUAUGUACGAGUUGUACGGCGGCGCUUGCGCCACCAGAUUUCUAUCGUCGUUGGCCAAACUCUUCAUGAGGUUCCUGCAACAGGAAGGAUUCACUUUGGGCGUGCGCGAUAUCCUGACGAUACCGAAAGCAGAUGCGAAACGUCGGAAAAUAAUAAAGGAUUGCAGGUCUAUCGGUAAAGAGGCGGUAACUAAAGCUCUGGAUUUACCGAUAGGUACGCCGGAUGAGGAUGUUGUUGGGAAAAUCGAAGAGUUGAGUGCUACCGAUGCUAAAAUUAGAUCGGUGAUCGAUAGAUCGUAUAAAUCGUCGUUGGAUACGUUCACAAAUGAAAUUAACAGAACUUGCCUCCCAGCCGGUCUCGUAUGUAAAUUUCCUCAAAACAACCUCCAAUUGAUGGUCCAAUCUGGCGCUAAAGGUUCGACCGUUAACACCAUGCAAAUCUCCUGUCUACUAGGUCAGAUUGAAUUGGAAGGUAAACGACCUCCGGUGAUGAUAUCCGGUAAAUCUUUACCCAGUUUUCCCGCCUUCGAAUUUUCCCCGCGAGCCGGAGGGUUCAUCGACGGUCGAUUUAUGACCGGCAUUCAACCGCAGGAAUUUUUCUUUCAUUGUAUGGCGGGACGAGAGGGUCUGAUCGAUACAGCUGUCAAAACUAGUCGUAGUGGAUAUUUACAGAGAUGUCUCAUCAAACAUUUGGAAGGGCUUAAAGUUAGUUACGAUAUGACGGUGAGGAAUAGUGAUAAAAGUGUUAUACAGUUCCUAUACGGCGAAGAUGGCAUGGAUAUAGCCAAAUCUCAAUUCUUCAACGAAAAACAAAUCAACUUUUUAACCGAAAACGUAAAAGUUCUUGCACAACAAGAUGUUUUAACACGAGUUAAAAGUGACGAAGAACAAUCUAACAUAAAGGAAUACAUAAAAACGAUUACUAAAUGGAAAAAAGAACAUGGGGAUCCUUUCAGGUAUCGAAAAAAGAAUCCCUUUACACUCUUCGUUAAAUACGUUAGACAAAGAGUAGGAGACGAUAAGAAGUUAACUAGGGAACAAUUAAAUAAACUUUGGUAUGAAUUAGCCGACGAUAUAAAGGAAAGCUUCGAGAAUCAAUGUAAGCGUUGUCCCGAUCCUGUCGAAUCCUUGUAUCAACCUGACGCGAAUUUCGGCGCAGUAAACGAAAAAAUCGAAGAACUGAUAAAAAAUUGUAGAGGAUUCGAUAAAAAAGCCAAAAAGGAAUUUCAAAAUGUGAUGAAAUUGAAAACGAUGCAAUCGAUGUGCGUCGCCGGAGAACCAGUGGGACUUUUAGCUGCACAAUCCAUAGGUGAACCUUCCACUCAGAUGACGUUGAAUACUUUCCAUUUCGCCGGUAGAGGUGAAAUGAACGUCACUUUGGGUAUCCCCAGAUUGAGGGAGAUCCUGAUGAUGGCGUCGAAAAAUAUCAAAACGCCUUCUAUGGAAAUUCCGUUUUUACAAGUACCCGAUUUGGAAUACAGGGCGGACAAAAUUAGGAAAUUGUUAACGAGGGUCGUUGUUGCAAAUGUUUUGGAAACUAUCGAAGUUACUACCGAGCUACAGAUUAAACCGAUUAGACAGAAUAAAUAUACGGUGAGGUUCAAUUUUUUACCGAAAAAAUAUUACAGUAACGAUUAUUGCGUUAAACCGAAUCAGAUAAUAAAUCACAUGAAAAAAAAAUUCUUUCGGGAGAUGUUUGCCAGUAUUAGGAAAGUCAGUAAGAUAAAUUCGAAUAUAGUUAUGAUGGAAGAUGAAAAAAACAAAAAAUCGAUACCGAACAAUGAAGAAGAUAACGAAGAACAAAACGAAAAAGAACCUGUAGAUGAAAACAGUUCUUCCGAAGACGAAAUCGAAGAUACCGAAGACGCCAAGCAGACCCAUAAAUAUCAAGAGACUAGAGACGAUUUGGAACCGGAAGACGAAGAGAAACUACAAUCCGACGAAGAAGAAGAAAACGUAAAUUCGGACGAGGAAAACGAAAAAAAAGAAGAAGAAAUCAAACAACAACAGCAGCAGCAACAAAAUGAAGUAGUGGAUAGUUAUAAUUUCGCCCAAAGUUACAUCGAAGAUACCGAUAAGCAUCUGUGGUGUGAAAUAACUUUCGGUUUUCCUUUGAAUCAGAAAAAAUUAGAUCUGACCGCCAUUUUGAAAGAAACCGCCGACAAAUCCGUUUUAUGGGAAACACCGCAGAUACGUAGAGCGAUCACUUACGUCAAAGACGAUCAGUUUAUGCUAAGAACCGACGGUAUAAAUAUUGUAGAAAUGUUUAAAUACAAUACGAUACUCGAUUUACCGAAAUUGUACUGUAACGAUAUACAUAAAGUAGCCGAAACGUAUGGUAUCGAAGCCGCAUCGAAAGUAAUCGUUAAGGAAGUCAAAGAUGUAUUUAAUGUUUACGGAAUCAAAGUAGAUCCGAGACAUUUAUCGUUAAUAGCGGAUUAUAUGACAUUUAAUGGAACUUUCGAACCGUUGAGUAGAAAAGGAAUGGAAAGUAGUGCAUCGCCUCUACAACAGAUGUCUUUCGAGUCGUCGUUGGUGUUUUUGAAGAAUGCAGUUAUUAGAGGACGUCAGGACGAUAUUCAGAACCCUUCCAGUAGUCUCAUGUUGGGAAAACCUUGUAACACCGGAACGGGGAGUUUUACUCUGUUACACAAGACUUUUACUGUUUGAUUUUUAUAUAAAAUAUGUAAAUAAACAUUUUUUUCAUUAA